GUGAGGACGAGGAAUGGGGAAACGAGAGCGAGGCGAUGCCGGGAGAACCUCGCACGCCCAGCUCAGAGGGGGAGCGACCCGCGUCCAGCGGUGGCGCCUCACCAGCCUCGGGAGGCUCACCUGCUGCCUCACCACCUCGCUUACGCCUCAACACCAGUCUUGCUACAGACCCUGCGCUGGCACCGCAGGCAACGGCGCUCAAACAUGAGCCGCCCUCACCAUCUCCUCCUCCGCCACCAGCAGCAACACCACAAGCCGCGAGAGACUACCUCGCCUUAACGGCGGCAGCCUUCCCAGGGCUAUUCCCAGGGUCUGGUCCUCCGAGCUAUGUAUGCAAACCUUGUGGUAUACGCUACUCAUCGUUAAGUACGCUACAAGCACAUCAAGAACAUUAUUGUUCAAAUAGACUUCCGAAACCCACAGAAGGGCCGAAUGCGUCAUCCGAUCCUGUCGCAGAUGAGUCCAGCAGUGAUGCUAAAACUCCGCGACCUGCCGGCAAGCAGUACGCUUGCACGUAUUGCUCAUAUAGUGCAGAUAAAAAAGUGAGCUUGAACCGCCACAUGCGGAUGCAUUCCUCAUCUCCGGUCAGCAGUGGUACUCCAGCGCCGACGCCGACCUCUAACGGAGAAGUCACAGACGGUCCACCGGUACAAGACCGUUACUGCGCUGAUUGUGAUAUUCGCUUUAGCUCAAUAAAAACAUAUCGUGCUCAUAAACAACACUAUUGCAGCACGAGACAAGUCGUCAAACAAGCUUUGGCUGCAGCUCGGGGUAGCUCAGCAACGUCAGGGUCCGCCCCUCCUUCGCCUGGAGCCACACCACCGGCACAAAACCAAAACCAAUACGCACUCGCGUUACCCACGAAUCCUAUUCUCAUUGUACCGUAUUCAUUACUACGGGGCGCCAGUACUCUCCCAGGGGCAACACUACCGGACCCAGACACGCCAUGCUUUCUGUUACCAAAUGGAACAUUCCAACCAAUCAGUCGGGCAAUAUCAAAUAUGAACUCUGAUGGAAAAGAAACUGAGGUAUUAAAAUCAGCCAACCGACCUCGAGAGCCUUCAAGAGAUGGAGGUGUGACUCCACUAGAUCUCAGUGUUCGGCGGUCCCCAGAAUCAGUAGUCACUGAUGAACAUGAAAAAGAGAAUAGAAUACGGUCAACUACUCCUGAGCAAAUAGUAUGCGCUCCUUCUCUACCAGGAUCUCCAGGAACGCCGUCUCCUUCACGGCGGUCUUCGUCACCAAGUGCAGAAAGUUCACCAAAGCGACGGCGGCUAAACUCAAGAGGGCCGACUCCCAAACCCCCAAGUGUGCCGUCACCUCCUGAAGAGAAAUUCGCGCCCAUAGUUCCUCCUGCAAUCUUGCCACCUACCUUAGCAUUACGCUUAGCAUCAGAACUACCAGUAAUUGGUGCAUCUCCUCAAGUGCUUGUAAAACAGGGAGUUUCUAAAUGCAAAGAAUGCAACAUCGUAUUUUGUAAAUAUGAAAACUACCGCAUACACAAGCGACAUUAUUGCUCAUCUGGGGGUGGUGAGGAGCGCGCAAGUCCCGCGCCACCAGAGCCUGGCCCACCGCCUCAGUACCGCCAAUUGAUCUGUCUCGCGUGUGGAAUACAUUUCAGUUCGCUGGACAACCUGACGACUCAUCAGUCGUAUUAUUGUACUAAACGUGAGACUCGAUCUCCUCGAAGUGUGCCUGAAGUUCCACGACCUACGUCAGGGUCAGAGGGAGGUUGGAAGUGUCCUUGCUGCGACGUGGUGUCCCCGACGGCAGCGGCAGCGCAGCGCCACAUGGACGCGCACGCUGGUGUGAAGGCUUUCCGCUGCACCAUAUGUCGAUACAGGGGCAACACGCUGCGAGGCAUGCGCACACACAUACGUAUGCACUUCAACAACAAGAAGCCUGCUGAUUUGCAGGAAGAGAGCUACAUCUCGUGCGUUUUAGAAGAGGACAGCCGUGAAGCGACUUCCCCGAGCCCAGCGGUGGGCGGCGGAGAGCGCGUACACCGGUGCGGCAGCUGCGCGUACACGUCCACGUACCGCGGUAAUGUCGUGCGACACGCGCGACUCGUCCACGCGACAGACGAGCCGGAAGAGGAACAGACGUCUCCCGUCCCUCCCCCCACUGUCGACAUCAAGAAGGAACCAGAGACAGAACUUGAGGAAACUCCAAACUACUGCAAGUCUUGUGACAUUUCCUUCAAAUACGUCAACACUUAUAAGGCUCACAAGCAGUUUUAUUGUACUGCCAACAAUCAAGAUGCAACGGCUAACAAUAACGUACCCACGCCCGCGAGGGUCACAGACACGCCUGUGCUAUGAAUUUCGUUAUUAUUGAUACUUGGCGUUCUAAAUAUAUAUGUGAGUUGCAGGCAAUGUUAGUAUCUCAUUUUCGUAGAGCUUCAUCAAGGAACUUGAUAUUACUUUGACUACUAGCGCCAUCUAUUAUUGUUCCCCGUAAAUAUUUUUGACUAAGUAAAGACCCAUUCAAAUCAAACUAAAAUUAUAUAUAUUCAUUUUAUAACGUGUAUAUGAACUUGUUUUCAAUUGUUAUAAAGGUAUGGUUAUAUUUUAUACUGUUUUAAAGUCAUUUUGAUGAAAUCUCACGUAAAAGCGAUAAAUAACAGUAAGUCCUGUUUAUAUCAAUGUUUACUCUGAAAAUAUUGCUCGCAGAAACCAUAAUUGCUUAAGUUGCUUCACCAGAAUUCCUUGUAAUUAAUCCUAGACUAAGAAUGUAUCCUCUCGUUUUGAAAUAAAUUUAAAUUAAAUGAUUGUGCAAUAAAUUAAUGAAUAUAAAAUUUAACGUGUACUGCAUAUCAAUGCCAAAUCGAUGUUUCAAAUUUUCGAUUCGAUGUUAAAAUAUAAAAGGCAAAAUAUUAAAUUUAGCUUAAGUUACGCCACUGUUUCUGAUGUUAUGAUAACGUGCGCAAAUGGCGUAGGCGAAGCUAAUAAAUGUUUUUUCUUAAUCCUUCAGAAAUCUCAAGAACUCAAAUGAGUAACUCAAAAAAGUUCUUGCUCAUUUAAGUUCUUGAGGUAAAAAGUUUAAUAUAUUGGCUAAUGUACAUACAAGCCCUCAAUAAUUUUAAGGAUUUUGUUACUCUGUUACUGUAAAUUUCCUAGUUAAAAGUUAAACUUCGUCUUUGUAUUAGUAUACGGUUAAAACAAUAUUACCAAAAUUGUAAAUAUAUGUAAAGAUAUUACUAAAUAUUAUUACCAUUCAUUCUAAGUGAUUGUUCUUGAUUUUUGUUGUUAAUUUUUGUUUAAUAUUAAUUAAUUAUUAGGCGAAUUUAUCUUCUA
This is a messenger RNA of Spodoptera littoralis (African cotton leafworm), 3296 nucleotides long. The record is from the annotation of a GenBank genome assembly. NCBI's taxonomy places the organism in Eukaryota, Metazoa, Arthropoda, Insecta, Lepidoptera, Noctuidae.